GUAGCAGCAGUUCGCGGAUUGUGGGUGGGGGUGCCGGCGGGGGAGUGUUUUGGACUGUUGGGGGCAAAUGGAGCAGGCAAGACUACCACCUUCAGGAUGUUGACCGGGGAGGUGAUGCCCGACGCGGGAGACGCGCGCGUGGCGGGUUUUAGUGUACGGAAGCAGUUGGCAGCGGCGCGGCGGCAGCUCGGGUACUGUCCCCAGUUCGAGGCGCUUCCGGGAGCCAUGACGGGUCGGGAGGUGGCGGCCAUGUACGCCAGGUUGCGAGGGGUUCCGGAGCCGUACGUCGCCGGUCUGGUGUCGUACCUACUUAAGCGGCUUGGGCUCGAAGGUGCGGCGGACAGCCCUUGCGGUGGUUACAGUGGCGGCAUGAAACGCAAGUUGGGUGUGGCGGUGGCGUUGGUGGGUGACCCGCGGGUCUGUGCGCUGGACGAGCCCUCCACGGGAAUGGAUCCGGGAGCCCGCCGGGGUCUGUGGACGUGUUUGCAGGUGCGUGUGCGCCGUACUGUCGUACUGACGAGCCAUUCCAUGGAGGAGUGUGAGGCGCUGUGCACUUCACUGACGAUUAUGGUGGCGGGUCGGUUGAGGUGUUUGGGGACCGUACAGCACCUGAAGAGCCGCUUCGGAGGCGGGUACAUCCUGGAGAUCAAGUUGCAGCCGGCAAGUGCCAGCAAUCCGUCCCUGGCGAGUGGUCCGUCGCCGCCGCCGCCGCUGCCGCCGCUGCCGCAAUCAUCGCACUCCAUGCAGCAGAUGCAGCAGCAACAGCGACAUUUAGACCUUGCCGCACUUUUCGAGGCGGUUGAAUCCCAACGAGCAGCUCUUGGGGUGGCCGAUUACUGCCUGACACAAACCACCCUGGAGCAACUCUUCGUAUCAAUGGCCGCGAGCAGCACGACGAAC
Volvox carteri f. nagariensis is the source of this 900-nucleotide messenger RNA. RefSeq lists its product as uncharacterized. Gene Ontology annotation, biological process: lipid transport; transmembrane transport. The annotation marks the transcript as partial. The transcript has 8 exons. The record is from RefSeq and is a predicted model, not a curated record. Gene Ontology annotation, molecular function: ATP binding; lipid carrier activity; ATP hydrolysis activity. Gene Ontology annotation, cellular component: membrane; intracellular membrane-bounded organelle. Lineage: Eukaryota; Viridiplantae; Chlorophyta; Chlorophyceae; Chlamydomonadales; Volvocaceae.